AUGAGCGCGCUCGCGUCCGCGUGGGUCCCUCCGACCCGCGUGCGCGCGCGACGCGAGAAGACCCCGCGCGAGCCCGGGACGACGCGAUGCGUCGCGCGCGAGCGGCGCGACGCGGUGGGCGCGGGCGGGUGGGCGGGAAAGUCGUCACCUUCGGAAGAGCGGGAAUCGACAUCGACUUCGACGCGCGCGCGAUGGAUCGUUCGUCCGUCGCGUCGCGCCGCCGCCGCCGCCGCCGCCGCCGCCGCCGCCGCGCGCGCGCGCCGACGCCACCGCCGCCUCCCUUCGCCGCCGAGCGCGUCGUUCGUCCCGGACGAGUCCACGGACGACGAGCUCCCGGCAGCGCGGUCGUGCGUCUACAGCGAUAAGUUCGUCUACAACUCCUGCGACGGCGACGGCGUCGCGCACGGAGACGAGGGAAACGAGCUCGAGGCGGCGCUUCUCAUCACCGGGACCGCGGUCGGCGGCGGGUCGCUCGCGCUGCCGUACUUCACCGCGGCGGGGGGGUUCCUCCCCGCGCUCGGCCUCCUCGGCGUCGCGUACGCGCUGUUGUUGGGGUCCUCCGUCGUGCUCGUCGAGCCGACGAUCCGAGUCUGGGAAGAUAAUCCAGACCGCGCGGUGUCCAUGCACACGGUCGUGGACACCUACCUCGGUGAGCGAUGGGGCUGGGCCGCGGGGGUCACGUUCUGGAUCUUGAUAAACUGCACCUUGGUCUCGCAGCUCGCGCAGUGCGGGAACAUGACGACGUUGUUCUUGCCCUUCGCCGACGGCGCGGCGUGGCAGCGAUUCGGGAGCGUCUUCGCCGCGUUCGUCAUCGCCGGCGCGAGCUUCCGAAAGUACGUCGGGAAGAUAAACGCGUUCGCGACCGCGGGGUUGUUCGCCGCGUUCGCCGCCGCGUGCGUCGCGGGGGCGCCGGGGAUCUCCGUCGGGACGCUCCUCACGGCGAACGCGACCGCCGCGAUUCCCGCGCUGCCAGCCAUCAUGCAGACGAUGACGUACGGAGAGGCGAUUCCCACCGUCGUCGACAUGUGCCGCGGGAGCCGGACCAAGGUGAAGAAAGUCCUCGCGUUCGGGUCGUUGGGUCCCGCGGUCAUGUACGCGCUGUGGCUCGCGGUCACGCUCGGGAGGAAAGAGCUCGCCGCGUUCGGGGCGACGGGCGGGGACCUCGCCGGGAAAAUUUUAUCCGAGGGGGGUUGGCUCGGCGCGGCCACCGGCGCGAUCGGCGCGUUCGCGUCCGUGAGCACGCUGAUCGGGUGUUACCUGGCGCUGUCGCGGUUCAACGCGGACACGUUCGAGCUGCCGCUGAACGAGGGGUGCAGAAAGCUCAUCGCGCUGACCGUUCUGCCGAGCCUCGCGCUCGCGGUGAUGGGGGGGCCGGGGCUGUAUUUUCUCAUGAUUAAGUUCGCGGGCACCGUCCCCGUGGCGUUUCUGUGGGGGGUGAUGCCGCCGCUCGUGGCGUGGACGAUGCUGCGGGGGGAUGGGAAGCUCACCCCGGCGUGGAGAGCGGUGCUGGGGGCUGGGUUUUUAGGGAGCGUGAUCGCGAUGGUGAUCGGAAUACGAACGAUGUGA
Molecule: messenger RNA, 1566 nt
Organism: Micromonas pusilla CCMP1545
Lineage: Eukaryota; Viridiplantae; Chlorophyta; Mamiellophyceae; Mamiellales; Mamiellaceae
Product: Hydroxy/Aromatic amino acid permease family
Exons: 1
Coding region: 1-1566 (521 amino acids)
Biological process (GO): amino acid transmembrane transport
Source: RefSeq, a predicted model, not a curated record